Messenger RNA from Podospora anserina S mat+, 357 nucleotides. RefSeq lists its product as uncharacterized. The transcript has 2 exons. Lineage: Eukaryota; Fungi; Ascomycota; Sordariomycetes; Sordariales; Podosporaceae. The record is from RefSeq and is a predicted model, not a curated record. Gene Ontology annotation, cellular component: SMN-Sm protein complex; spliceosomal tri-snRNP complex; U4 snRNP. Gene Ontology annotation, molecular function: RNA binding. Bases 1 to 357 code for a protein of 118 amino acids. Gene Ontology annotation, biological process: spliceosomal snRNP assembly; RNA processing.
AUGACCUCCACAAUCGGCAUCCCCAUCAAACUCCUCAACGAGGCCCAAGGCCACAUCGUAACACUGGAAAUAACCUCCGGCCAAACCUACCGCGGCAAGCUCAUCGAGGCAGAGGACAACAUGAACGUCCAGCUCAAGGACAUCACCGUCACGGCCCGCGACGGCCGCGUCUCCCACCUCGAGCAGGUCUACAUCCGGGGAUCUCACGUCCGGUUCUUCAUCGUGCCCGACAUGCUCCGCAACGCGCCCAUGUUCAGGAGCAGGAACGUCAGGGGGAGGGGUGUCGGGUUGGCGAGGGGGAGGGCGACGGUUAGUAGGGCUAGGGCGAGCGGGGGGCCGCCUAGGGGGGGGAGGUAA